Messenger RNA from Lactuca saligna, 1230 nucleotides. NCBI's taxonomy places the organism in Eukaryota, Viridiplantae, Streptophyta, Magnoliopsida, Asterales, Asteraceae. The record is from the annotation of a GenBank genome assembly.
UUUUUUUCUUACUAAAAGUGAAAUUGGAGAGAAACUGCUUUUGGAAUGAUGAGGGGUUGAAUUUUUAGGGUAAAACAUGCGUUUUUAUGAUAUUUUCUUUAACUUUUCAAAACCCACAUUGCAUUUUUAAUAUCAUUCCUUUUUGAGAGUUUAGAAGAAAGUGAUCAACAAGAAUACAAGAUUUAUGUUUUAUCUGUUUUACUAAUGAGAUUAAGACAUAGGAAAUGCAUACCUUCGUGUUCUUCUCAUCACAGAAAAUCAAAUGAAUGAUAUGCAUUAUUCUAAUGUGUUCGUGGGAGUUCUUCCUAAAAUUCUUUUGCUUCCAAGUUGAUGAAGAUGAUUAUCCUUGGAGACACCACAACAAAGACAACAUUUUGGAAUGGUUACAUAAGUCUCUUACCAGAAAAUCAGUAUUAGCUCAAUGUAUUACUACUGCUAUGGUUGGUCCACGACAAUGGAUUGGCGGAAUUUUUGGCAUGAAGCAUUCUGCAAGUAACAAAUAUGUUGAUUUUAAGUACACUAAUGUUCAGGAAGCAAGAUAUCAAAAGCUUAGAGAACGUACAAAUGUACCUUUUGAUGAAACUCGCAUUGAGCAUCAGAAAGCCCUUGUAGAAUUGUGGAAUUUAGCAUAUCCGAAUGUUACACUUACAGGGUUGAUCUCUGAUCAAUGGAAGGAAAUGGGGUGGCAAGGAGCUAAUCCAUCCACUGACUUUAGGUUGCUAUUGAAACAACCUGGAAAAAGAGCAGAAUGGGAAUAUCCUUUUGCAAUUGCUGGCAUUAAUAUAUCUUUCAUGUUAACUCAGAUGUUGGAGUUGUAUUCAGUUAAGCCUAGGUGUCUUCACUGUGUCAAUUUUGUAAAAAUAUUAGGAGAGGACGAUGAAGCCUUUGAUGUUCUAUAUUGUAUUGCUUUUGUAAUGAUGGAUGUACAAUGGCUUACAAUGCAUGCCUCAUACAUGGAGUUCAAUGAAGUUCUACAAAUUACACGAACACAAUUGGAGAGAGAACUUGCACUGGAAGACAUCCAUAGAAUACGAGAUCUGCCAGCCUUCAACCUUCUGCACCAUUAAUUUCUUAUUUCUUGAGUUGCGAAUGAUUAAUGAUUGUAUAGUUAGAUUCGGGAUUCAUCUCCUUUCGAUUAAUGUUAUCUGGUUCAUUAGAUUAAAGAUUUUUACAUGUUAUAUUAAUGUUUUAAUUACUCUUUCUCUUCUCUUGGCAACGUUAAUACCAAAG